GAAACCUGCGUUGUGGGGUGUCCCGCAGGCAGGGGAUUCCCGAGAAUGAUUACCAGAGGAGUGAAGUUAACAGCAUUUGUGGGUUAUCAAACUUAAGGGUUACUGGCUACUUUCCAGCUCUCAUUGAGCAAGAAUGGUUACGGGAGGCGCGGAGUUUUAGCAGAACUUGUGGUGAGUUUUUAUGAAGUUUGAUACCUCCUUUCUUCUACUUUGACCUGUUCAAAGAGACUCUGGGCUUCGUAGACGCGACUCGUGCAACACAAUUUUCAAGCGAACUCUUCUGCAAGCACGCAAAAAUGGAUCGAUUUUCUCAAGAGAUAGUUGAUGAAAUCGUCCAUCACGUUGAGGAUGCGAGGGACAUUGCAAAACUUUCGGUAACUUGCAAAUCAUUCCAGGAAACCGGUUACAAUGUCAGGUCAAUGCAUGUAAAAGUGUUGAAUGAGGAUCAUGAAUGGGCCCGAAAUCUUGUAGAUAUGUCCUCACCGAAUUCUGGUUUGGAAAGUCGAAAUCUGAAGGAUACUGUGGUGAAUAUUAUAGCAAAGAAGCAUUGCAUAAAGCAGCUGUGCAUUGAAGUUGAGCCGAGGCUACAGUCGAAAGAAGUUCCUGAAAAUGAAGGACAGAGAACAGAUUUUUGGAUGAGCGAUCCGUAUUUUGUGAGGAAAUGGUUACCUCGCGCAGGGGCCACGCUUCAGCAUUUAUGCAUAGUGGACUAUGGGAAGCAGGCCAUAAUGCGCAGAUCUAGCGUCCUUAAGAUUAUAUCAGAGAACUGCAAAUUGGUGAAGACGCUGGAUCUAAGGAAUAUGUAUAUUGAUACAAGUGACUGUGGAGUAAUGACCUCCAUGGUGAGCAUGACAUUACGUUGUGUUAAAGUGACGGUUGGAACUUUAGAUGAUAUGAACACAAUCAUGCCGAAUCUACAGACGUUGGCGCUGCUUGGGGUAUUUGGUGUGGAGAAAGGGAAUCUGAAGUUUAAAAAUAUGAAAGUGCUUUGCCUCGGUCUCUCAACUCCAGCAGAGAACGUCUUAAUGGAUCUUCCUAGUCUUGAGAAGCUGGAACUAAAGAUGCAAUGUCCUCAGGAUCUCAGAAUUGUAGCACCUCAACUGAAAUACUUUGCUUUCAAUAUGAAGGUGCCGGAGGAAUCAAAAGUGCAGGUAUGCUGCGGGGACACGACUAAAGUGCACGCGACAAAGGACCUGCCUGGAGGUUUACUUGAACUGUUAUAUGGAGCCUCGAGUUUCGGAACGUUUGCACUUCGUUUAGAGAGAAACAGGAGUAAUUGCAAGACAUUAUAUGUGGACAUCCCUUGUAUGGCGUUGAAAGAAGAUGGAACAUUUUUCACAGUGUCGAAAGAUGUAUCCCUGAACCUACCAUGUUUUGAGAAUCUACAUAACUUUGAACAUCCAUAGUUCUUUUCCAUUUGACCCUGACAAUGGCAUAGCAUGGAAAUGCAUCUGGAGCAACUUACAUCAAGAAAUUGUUGGCCAUGAAUGCCCACUUUGGUUCUUCA
Molecule: messenger RNA, 1507 nt
Organism: Physcomitrium patens
Lineage: Eukaryota; Viridiplantae; Streptophyta; Bryopsida; Funariales; Funariaceae
Product: F-box/LRR-repeat protein At4g29420
Source: RefSeq, a predicted model, not a curated record